CUCUCGGCCUAUCCAGUCUAGAAGUGGAAUCGUAGUCUGGUUAAUUGACUCCUUUCGUCAGAUUUCCUUUAAUUCUGCUCAAGUCUUCGCUUGUGACUGACUCCCCACCUUUGUUUUUCCUGAAGGUGAAUCUCUGGCUCCAAUCUGAGGAGGCCAUGUCUGCAGAAUUGAUUUCAUCUGCAGAAGAGGAUGUACAUCCUGGCUCAGGACCCAGUUUUAGGUCCAUUCAGAGGAAGAUAUUAAACCUGCUCUUGGAGAGAGACACUUCCUUUACCACCUGUCCAGAUCUCCCUAGAACUCCAGUGAACAAACUCUUUGGCGAUUCUGCAAACCUAAGUGUUUUGUCUGGAGGAACCCCAAAAUGUUGCCUUGAUCUUUCCAAUCUUAGCAGUGGUGGGGAGAUGUCUGCCAGUCAGCUUACCACUUCUGCAGACCUUGAUGAAACAGGCCACUUGGAAUCUAAAGGACCUCAGGACAUACAUUUAGCUGGGAUGAAUCAUCACCAGCACUUUACAAAAUGCAGCCCAGCACAGCUGCUUUGUAGCACUCCAAAUGUUUUGGACUGUGGCAACAGGAAGAAAGAUGCAGUAUGUAGCUCACCCACAAAUAAAGAAAAUAAGAAUAACACUUUGAAGUCCUCCGAGUGGUGGGCAUCCAGGAGCCUGAAGUUUCAAAAGACACCAGGGGAGCCUUACAUGUCUCCCCUUUCUCUACUGGACAAUGGAAAGUUGGUGGAAGGAGAAAUGAAAUAUCUGGGCAGUCCCAUUACUACACUUCAAAAAUUGGAUAAAAAUUCAGAACAAGAAGAACACCAGGCAGAGGAGAUUUCAAAUGAAUUGAUGGAGUUUUCUCUGGAAGAUCAAGAAGAGAUCAAGGCAUCUCUGAAUAGAAGCUCCUUGUAUCGCUCGCCUUCACUGCCAGAGACUCUGAACAGGCCAAGACUGAAUCAGGUGGUAAAAUUCAAGGACAAUCCCAUAGCGGAUAAAGUAAAACAGGAGUAUUGUUCUCACAACAAAGAAUUCAGGAAGGGCUUAGGUCUAAAGAAGGCAGUCUCUCUGUGUGACAUUAAUAUCACUCAGAUGCUGGAGGAAGAGUCUAACCAGGGGUCUCUGAUUGGUGAUUUCUCCAAGGUGUGUGUGCUGCCAACCGUGUCAGGGAGACACCAAGAUCUGAAGUACAUCAACCCAGAAACAGUGGCUGCCUUACUGUUAGGGAAGUUCCAGAGUCUGAUUGAGAAGUUUUAUAUCAUCGAUUGCCGCUAUCCAUAUGAGUACCGGGGAGGACACAUCCAGGGAGCCUUAAAUUUGUACAGUCAGGAAGAACUAUAUGACUUCUUUCUGAAGAAGCCUGUCAUGCCUCUGGACACCCAGAAAAGAAUAAUCAUCGUGUUCCACUGUGAAUUCUCCUCAGAAAGGGGUCCCCGAAUGUGCCGCUCUCUCAGAGAAGAGGACAGGGCUCUGAACCAGUAUCCUGCAUUGUACUACCCAGAGCUAUAUAUCCUUAAAGGGGGCUACAGAGACUUCUUUCCAGAAUAUACGGAACUGUGUGAACCACAGAGCUACUGCCCUAUGCAUCACCAAGACCACAAGGCUGAGCUGCUGAGGUGUCGAAGCCAGAGCAAAGCAUGGGAAGGGGAGCGGCAGCUGCAGGAACAGAUUGCCUUACUGGUGAAGGAUGUGAGCCCAUGACAAUGGAUCAGUGGUUUGCUGCUUACAAGUCACCCAAAGACACUGUAGAAACCCUGAACAGAAAGAGCCAUGUUGAAUGUGGCAAAACCCAACAUUGUUAAAAGAUGGCUGCAAACCAACAGGCUGCCAAGAUAAUGAAAUUCUAGGCCUGGGGGUUGGUUUUAGCAAAACUGCUGGCUGUUGACUAAGUCCCGGAGCUGGCUUUAGAAGGCUGUAGCUUUGGGUUGGAUGGAGAUUUGUGUUGCUUCAGGAAGUGGUUACAUUCUCUUCCCAAUUAAGUGUCUUCUUACAAGCCAGCCAGCUCUUUCUCUCCCUGGGUCUGUGCAAGGGAGUUGGGCAUCUUCUUUCUCUGUACUUUCCUUCUUUGUUUCCCUCUCUCUCUUUUUCUUAAAUGAGAAAAUAAACACUACAAAAUUAGGGAUUUGAUUGUGAGCUCAGUCUACUCCUAGAAGGUCUUUAUAAGGAAGAGAUCACCAAAUUAGACUCCUUUAAACAAAGGUGUAACCAUCUUGAUUUAUAGCCGAGGGCAAGGUGCUUUUCUCUAGACCUGUGGUUCUCAAAGUUUGGGCCCUGAACUGUAAGCAUCAUCUGAAUUUCUUUGAAAUGUAAAUUUUCAGGCAUCACACAGUUAACUAAAACAAAACUUCUGAGUUAGGGCUCAGAAUUCUGGGUUUUGAAAUUUCCUUUUCAGGUGAUUCUGAUUCAUGCCAAGCCUUGAGAACCUCUGCUCUGGAAUUAAGGAAAACCUUUUAAACUGCAUUCUCCAGCAAUAUCCUGGCUAUCCUUUCCUAGACCAUUCCAAGAUGAAGAAACUGAAGCCCAGAAAAAUUAAGUGCUGUGCCCAAGGUCAUCCAGCAUGUGUUGAACCCAGAAGGUCUAUAAAGCUUGUGUUCUUAACUAUUCACCACACUGUUAAUAUCCCAGGUGAGGGUAGCAGCAGGAAUUAAAGCUUACCAGUGAGAGAGGGCCUGAUAGAAGGCAGAAACCAAGGUUACAAAUGAAGUGGAGUAAGAUGCAAGGUUUUCAGACUGUUGAGCCCAAUCAGUGGAUUGCAAAGCCUUAUAGGGCAAGUUUUGUCUCUUAAUCAUUUUUGCACCCAGUACAAAUUUGAACCCAUAAUCAGUCUCAAAAGACAUUAUUGAA
Lynx canadensis (Canada lynx) is the source of this 2831-nucleotide messenger RNA. It is a transcript of the gene CDC25C, whose product is annotated as cell division cycle 25C. The transcript is spliced from 16 exons. The coding region runs from base 156 to 1688 and encodes 510 amino acids. Gene Ontology annotation, molecular function: protein tyrosine phosphatase activity. Gene Ontology annotation, cellular component: cytoplasm; nucleus. Gene Ontology annotation, biological process: positive regulation of G2/M transition of mitotic cell cycle; protein dephosphorylation; G2/M transition of mitotic cell cycle. The record is from RefSeq and is a predicted model, not a curated record. Lineage: Eukaryota; Metazoa; Chordata; Mammalia; Carnivora; Felidae.